AAGACUUCAGCGUCCCAGGAAGUUGGUGGCGCGGGCAUGCGCUGUUGGGAAACAUGGCGGAAUUGGAAAUCGGGCGGCACUGCGAGGUGGAAGAGUGUAAACAGCUCGAUUUCCUCCCUUUUGUCUGUGAUGGCUGCUCAGGAGUUUUCUGUAUUCAACACAGAAGUCGGCCUGCUCAUAGUUGUUCUGAGGCAAAUCUAAAAAACAAAAAUAUGAAAUUGGAUCAUCACAAAUCUUUUUUGUGCACGUAUAAAGGUUGUGAUGGAAGAGAACUUGUACCUGUUUUAUGUGCUUACUGUGAAAAACAAUUUUGCUUAAGGCACCGUCAUCAGUCAGACCAUGAGUGUGAGAAACUGGAAAUCCCUCAGGCUCGUAUGGCUGUCACUCAGCAGCUGAUUAAAGACAUUGUAGAUUCCAAAAAAGAAGCCACUGCCAUUAAAAAAUGCAGGGGAGCCCGGAAUCCUGAAACAGCUGCGAAAGUGGCCCUGAUGAAACUGAAAAUGCAUGCAUGCGGGGAGAAGUCUGUUCCACAGACAGAGAGAAUCUAUUUCCAAGUAUUUUUACCCAAAGAAAGCAGAGACAAAAGUAUACCCAUGUUCUUUUGUAGUAAAUGGAGCAUUGGCAAAGUGAUAGAUUCGGCAGCAUGCUUAGCAAGCCUUAAAAAUGACAACAACAAAACCGCAGCCAAGAAGUUAAGACUUUGCCACGCAGCAUCUGGAGAAGCCCUGCCUUUGGAUCACACAGUAGCAUCCUGGAUAAACUGUAACGAGUCUCCGCUGUAUAAUGGUGGAAAUGUAAUCUUGGAAUACCUUGAUAAUGAAGUUGAAUUUUUAGCAGAUGCAGAUUCUUAUCUAUAGUAACGAUGGAAACCAUUUCAUUUGUAAUUCAUCAGACUGAACACAAGAGAAGACUUUCUGUUUUG
Molecule: messenger RNA, 922 nt
Organism: Candoia aspera
Lineage: Eukaryota; Metazoa; Chordata; Lepidosauria; Squamata; Candoiidae
Gene: ZFAND1
Product: zinc finger AN1-type containing 1
Exons: 8
Coding region: 54-857 (267 amino acids)
Biological process (GO): cytoplasmic stress granule disassembly
Cellular component (GO): cytoplasm; cytoplasmic stress granule
Molecular function (GO): zinc ion binding
Source: RefSeq, a predicted model, not a curated record